UGCAUAUGUAUAUUUUGUACCGUAUUUACGAUUAUUGUCCAAGUCAGACACACAUAAUAAUAAUUAUUUUUUGGAUUGCCCUAUGGAAGUCUUCGAAAAAUCCCCCCAUUUGACACAACAAAACACCCAGGAAAAAGUCCGAGAAAUCUAAGAAAAAACCGAACACUUAGUGUUUUCGUCUUCCCAAAUUUGACGAGCCCAGAUUUUGUUAAUAACCCCAUCCAUGUUUCAAUUUUUUGAAUUUGAAGUCAUUUCUGAGGUGGGUUGUUGGAAUUGAUCUGUGGGUGUUUUAGGAUUUGAACCCUUGACUUGUAAAAUGGAGGAUUUGCCCAAUUUGCUUCAGAGAGACUAUGGGUUCAAGCCGCAAGGAAAAUCUGCGCCCAUGUCGCAGCAGCGAAACGCAACAGGCACCGCUAGCACGGGUGCCUCCUCUGUCUACGAUGAUGUCUUCGGUGGGCCGCCUAAAUUUACAGCACAGUCUUUUCCAGAAACAGGUGCAUACGACGACAUUUUCAGGAGCUUUUCUGCGCCCAUAAAGAAUUCCUCUGUUCCCGUCUUUGAUACGCCGGUCUACGAUGACGAUAUAUUUGGAGGCUUGAAAGGGGUGAAGACCAGCGGAGUUCCUUAUGAUGAUGUUUUUAGCGGGGGAUCUGUAGCGCCAAUUGGGGAUCUGGUGGGGGAGAAUUCGAAUUUGGGGAAUCGAGAAAAGGGUCCUUCUUCGCUCUUCGAUGAUUUGAUUCCAGGGGUCUCCGUCGAAAAAACACGGUUGAGGUCAAUUCAACCUAUGCUUGGUGGAAAUCCAAUCUGCAGGAAAUAUAUUGCAUUCAUGGGAAGAGAGUAUCACAAACUAAUAUCAGCAGGAGAGAGCAGGCCAAAAUACCGGGUGUCCACUGCUUCUUCUCAGAAGCCUUCAAAGGAUUCUUUUGUUGUGCUAGAUCCAGAUUUGUCAUCAAAUUCAGCAUCUACUUUCUUAUCUAAUCCCUUGGAACAAUUGAAUGUACCAUCUCAUCCUUCAAGCACUAAAGAUAGUAAAUUUCCAGGCAAUGGUACAAGAGGAAUUGAUGGAAUCAAUGCCUUUGAUGGAUAUCCAUCAACAGGACGUGCAGCCUCUUCUCCAAUGAGUAAGUCCAGAGUAGCUAAGAGUCCAUUGAAAACAAGUCACAGCAACAGUCCUACUCAUACAAGUGGUAAUAAUGAGUUAGUGGAAGGCAAAUCUGUAAAAAGGAACUCUAUGAUUAGCAAUUUUGUUAGAGAUCAUAGCAAGCCUCCUUCAUCAUCUAAAGUUUCUUCCCCAAGGCGGCAUCGGCAACCAUUGCAUGAAAACUCUACAUAUGUUACUGAUUUAGGCACAAGAGGGGUAUCUCCUUUAAAGAAGUCCGAGAAGGGCACAAAUGCGGUAACUGAAAGAUUAGUUAUGGUGGAUGAAAUUAAACUUAGAACAAAACCUAGCAUGCUUCCACCACCUUCAAGGCCACCUCCUCCAUUGGUUAUCAAGCAGGGCACUUCGAAGAAAAUGUUAGACUCAAAUGCUGGAUUGAGUACAAAUCUGCUUCAAUCUGGCAAAGCAUCUAAAUAUUUGCCUAUUCAAGAACUUGAAGAUUUUCCAUCUGGUGGAUCUCGAGUUCAACUUGGAGGAGAUAAAUCAUCAGUUUUAAUGGAUGGGAUGGUGGAGGGUAGUUCUGCUGCUGCAGCAUCAACUGCUGCUAUGAAGGAAGCUAUGGAGAGAGCAGAAGUAAGAUUGAAACUAGCUAAAGAAGCAAGAGAGAGAAAAAGAGGGGACUGGGAAAGAGAAGCAAAGACAGCUAAAUUCAAUGAAAAAGAAAAACAAAACAUAGGAGAUGAAAGAAUCACACAAGAUGAUUGGGAACUGGAAGAAAGAGAGAGGUUGGUAAAAGCAGCAGAAGAGGCUCAUCAACGGGAAGAAAAGGAGAAGGCUGCUAAGCUUGUUCGAGAGGCUCGUCAAAGGGAAGAAAAAGAGAAGGCUGCCAAAGCAGCUCGAGAAGCACGUGAAAGAGAAGAAAAGGAGGCUGCAGCAAAAGCAGCUAGGGUAGCUCGUGAACGAGAAGAAAGAGAAAGAGAGGAGAAAGAAAGAGAGAGGAGACACAGGGAAAGAGAACGCGGAAGAGAAGAAAGAGAACGGGAACAAGAAAGAGAGAGAGAGAGGGAACGUGAAAGAGAAAGGGAGAGGGAACGUGAAAGAGAGAGGGAGAAAGAUAGGAUUGCUGUAGAAAGGGCAACUAAAGAGGCACGCGAGAGAGCAGAGAGGGCAGCAGUAGAGAGGGCAGCUGCAGAAGCACGGGAACGAGCUGUUGCAGAAGCUAGGGAGAAAGUAGACAGAGCUGCUUUUGAGCGAGCUGCAGCUGAAGCAAGGGAAAGGGCAGCUGCAGAAGCAAAAGAAAGAGCAGCAUCAGAAAAGUCAGUGGCAGCAGUUCGAGAAAGGGCAGCAGCAGCAGCUGAAAGGGCAGCAGAAGCCAGGGUUAGAGCAGAGCGAGCUGCAUCAGAGAGGGCCAUUGCUGAAGCUCGAGAACGAGCAGCUGAGAGAGCUGCUGCUGAGAGAGCAGCUGCGGAAGCAAGAGAGCGAGCAGUAGAGAGAGCUGCUGCUGAGAAGGCAGCUGCAGAAGCUAGAGAACGAGCAGAGAGGGUUGCUGCAGGGGCAAGAGAGAGGCAACGGAGAAAUGAGAAUGACUUGGAGGCUUUCUUUGGUAUGGGCGUUCGGGCAGAAAGUGCACCAAGGCAAAGACCCCCUACCUCGGAUGCUACUUCGGAUGCACAAUCUUCAACUAAGGGGACUUCUGGUGAUGCUUUCCGGAAAGCAACUGCAGGAACAUCACAAAAUUAUAAUCGAUCAAAUGUGUCAACAAACACAGCUGACGAUUGGAUAUCGUCUUUUACUUCUAAUGCUCCGUCUUCUGAAGAGUUUCAAGAAAUCCCUGGGGAAUCUUCUGAAAGGAGAAGAGCUAGGUUGGAGCGGCACCAACGUACACGAGAGCGUGCGGCUAAAGCGUUAGCGGAAAAGAAUGACCGUGAUUUGCAAGCUCAAAGAGAACAAGCAGAGAGACAUAGAUUAGCAGAAACAUUGGAUGCUGAUGUAAAGCGGUGGGCAACAGGGAAGGAAGGCAAUUUGAGGGCCCUGCUUUCAACAUUGCAAUAUAUCCUUUGGCCAGAGAGUGGUUGGAAGCCUGUGCCACUAACAGAUAUAAUCACUGCUGCUGCCGUUAAAAAAGUUUAUAGGAAAGCCACACUAUGUGUGCAUCCGGAUAAAGUGCAGCAGAAGGGUGCAACUAUCCAACAGAAAUAUGUCGCAGAGAAGGUGUUUGACCUUUUAAAGGAGGCAUGGAACAAAUUCAAUUCAGAGGAGCUUUUCUAGAGCAGCAGUCAGCAUCUCUUAUUUAUUUUGACUUUUGACCGGAAGCGCCUCUCUCAACUGUCAGUUGAAGAGAUGCUGUUCCUUUACUCGCAGCAAUUGAUUUUGGUUGCACGUAUCCUGCUUGGGCCCCUGAGCAACAUGGUGGUAUGAGAAAGGUAUAUAAUUGGUUAUUGUGCUGCGAUUGAGUUCAGCAUCCAAUAUGACAUACCACUCUUAUGUACUUCGCUGCUGUUGUAUGUUCAGCUGGCUUAUAUAUUCUUUUGAACUCGCUGGAAAGCAGAUUAUUCUAAUAUACAAUAAGAAGAUUCUUUUAGGCUCUUGCAUCGAGUGUUAAGUUGUAUGAUUUGUGUCCAAUUAGGGUCAGUUCCGUAAUCUGGUCAUUCUCUUGGCCGCUGUCACUAAUCAAAACCUUUGAUAUUCAACAUCCGGUCAAAAUGGCAUCUAUACGGUUUUGGCCUCCAGUUUCAUUUACAUAUUGCAGCUUUGGUCAAAGUGCUUACUUCCAUUAAAACAUGUAAGAGUUGAAUUAUUGGUCAUGCUUCUUGUGAUGGCAUGUUCAAGGAAUGGCGGCCAAGUCAACCUGGAUGUGGUGCUCUAUUAUUUGCCUAUUAAAAAAUUUGUGCAAAAUGCACAAUCAUUGACAAUUUGACAGUAUGCCACUUACAAGAAUGAUAUUUAUUUGAGCCAAUCUCUGAGGAAUAUAAUUCAUAUUCUUGA
Molecule: messenger RNA, 4084 nt
Organism: Cryptomeria japonica (Japanese cedar)
Lineage: Eukaryota; Viridiplantae; Streptophyta; Pinopsida; Cupressales; Cupressaceae
Product: auxilin-related protein 2
Exons: 9
Coding region: 317-3367 (1016 amino acids)
Biological process (GO): clathrin coat disassembly; clathrin-dependent endocytosis
Cellular component (GO): vesicle; cytoplasm; intracellular membrane-bounded organelle
Molecular function (GO): clathrin binding
Source: RefSeq, a predicted model, not a curated record